AGAAAACAGUUACUCCAAGGAGCAAACGUACAAUGUUUUUUACUUUCUCACACGGAUAUCGUGUUGAGGAAAAUGAACUUCGAUAUUUCCUUCUCAGACGCUAUGGCAAGAAAUGCAUAGAGAGACUCCAUAUGCAGCGAGUUCGUCUUGAAGAGCAAUCAUUAUGGGCUCGAAUCGUUUUCACUUCUCCAACUACAGUAGGGAAAAUUCUUGGAGGAGAAACAAAAGCUAGAUUCAUUAUUAAUGGAAAGCAUGUUUGGGCUCGGAUUUUUGUUGACAGAGAUGAGCAAGGUGGUGGUAUCAACCGGUCCCGUGAUAUGAGAGCAAGCAGCACUGGAGACCAUCAAGUACUUAAGUAGGAUUACAAUAUGCAUUGCGUAAACCAGCAACUUUCCGGCAUGUCCGAUGAUAAUGAUUGUAUUGCA
Papaver somniferum (opium poppy) is the source of this 425-nucleotide messenger RNA. RefSeq lists its product as uncharacterized. NCBI's taxonomy places the organism in Eukaryota, Viridiplantae, Streptophyta, Magnoliopsida, Ranunculales, Papaveraceae. The transcript is spliced from 2 exons. The record is from RefSeq and is a predicted model, not a curated record. The coding region runs from base 33 to 359 and encodes 108 amino acids.